Molecule: messenger RNA, 4037 nt
Organism: Labrus bergylta (ballan wrasse)
Lineage: Eukaryota; Metazoa; Chordata; Actinopteri; Labriformes; Labridae
Source: RefSeq, a predicted model, not a curated record
GCUAGUGUAGUGGGGAAGAUAUUUCAAGACGGACAAGUUUAUGUCCAUCAAGAAACACCGUCCUCAUUCUCAAACUACAAAAUCUUAAAACAGUUAUUUAAAUUGUCACAAUUAACUUACGGUUAUACAAUGAUUUAAUAUAAAAUAAAUAAAUAUUUAUAUAAAUGCACUUUAGUGGGUUUCCGGUGAAGAAGUAACUUACUGGACUUAGAGGUCGUAGCAGACAUGCUCGUGUGAUAUUGAGGAUGUGGAGGGCAGGUUGUGUCCUGACUGUGAGGCUGACGAGGAGAGGAGGAACCAGACUCUGUUCCAGCAACCCGACCAAACCCUCCUCCUCCUCCUCCUCCUCCUCUUCAUCUCAGUCCCUUAAACGCCCAAAAGCUGAGAAACAGAGGCGCAGAAGAGAGAGGGACGAUGCCAUUCUGUCAGGCCAACAUAGAUCUGCUGAAGAAAACACAGUGAGAUGGAGUGAGAAGCAGAAGAUAGUGUACACCGGGUCAACCCCACCUGGCACAAAGAAAGACUCCAGCCUGCCAUUCCCGUCUGCCUACAGUCCAGACUAUGUGGAGUCCAGCUGGUAUCAGUGGUGGGAGAGAGAAGGAUUCUUCAGGCCGGAGCGACAUGAGAGUUUACCUCAGGCUGUGGAUCAGACCUUCUCUCUGUGUAUCCCUCCUCCAAACGUGACGGGGACUCUGCACCUCGGUCACGCUCUCACUGUGGCUGUGGAGGACGCUCUGGUCCGAUGGAGGAGGAUGCAGGGCUACAGAGUCCUCUGGGUCCCCGGGUGUGACCACGCAGGCAUCGCUACACAGAGUGUGGUGGAGAGGAAGCUCCUGAGGGAAAGGGAGAGCAGAAAGGACUUCUCGAGAGAGGAGUUCCUGCAGGAGAUUUGGAAAUGGAAGAACGAGAAAGGAGAUGAGAUCUACCAGCAGCUGAGGAGGAUGGGAGCCUCUCUGGACUGGAGCAGAGCCUGUUUCACUCUGGAUCCAAGUUUCAGCCGAGCGGUGACCGAGGCCUUCGUCCGUCUCUCCGACUCCGGUCUCAUUUAUCGCUCUGAAGCGUUGGUCAACUGGAGCUGUGCACUGGAGUCGGCCAUCUCUGACAUCGAGGUGGACUCUCAGGAGCUGUGUGGACAGACCAUGCUGUCUGUUCCUGGUUACGACAACAAGGUGGAGUUUGGGACGAUGGUGACAUUUGCGUAUCCUCUGGACGGACACGACGGGGAGGUGUGUGUGUCCACCACCCGACCCGAGACCAUGCUGGGAGACGUGGCUGUUGCCGUUCACCCCGACGACCCUCGAUAUCAGGCUCAUCAUGGGAAACAGCUCAGACACCCGUUCACUGACAGGCUGCUGCCCGUCAUCACUGACCGCACAGUGGACAUGCAGCUGGGAACAGGUGCGGUGAAGGUGACUCCGGCUCACGACCACGCUGACUUCCUGCUGUCUCAGAGACACUCGUUGCCUCGCCUCACUGUGAUCUCAGGAGAUGGGACCAUGUCUUCCCCCUGUGGACACUGGCUGCAGGGAGUGAAGCGUUUUGAUGCCAGACAGCAGGUGGUCGACGCUUUGAUGGAGAGGAAGCUGUUCAGAGGGAAGAAGAGCCACGCCAUGACUUUACCUGUCUGCAGCCGCUCAGGAGACGUCAUCGAACCUCUGCUGAAGAAGCAGUGGUUCGUCCGCUGUGAACAAAUGGCUCAGAAAGCCGUUCAGGCGGUGGAGGAGGGCGAGCUGGAGAUCAUCCCUCACUCAUACGACAAGACGUGGAAGAGCUGGCUGUCCAACAUCAGUGAUUGGUGCGUUUCCCGCCAGCUCUGGUGGGGUCAUCAGAUCCCGGCGUACAGAGUGCAGCUUCCUGAUUCUACCGACACUCAGCAGGAGGAGUUGUGGGUUUGUGGACGCAGUGAGGACGAGGCUCGGCAGAGAGCGGCUGUUAAAUACGGAGUCAAACAGGAAGACGUCGCUUUGACUCAGGACCCGGACGUCCUGGACACCUGGUUCUCCUCGGGGCUGUUCCCCUUAGCCAUGCUCGGCUGGCCUGACAAGACCCCUGACCUCCAGCGCUUCUACCCCAACUCCAUCCUGGAGACAGGAAGUGACCUCGUCUUCUUCUGGGUGGCGAGGAUGGUGAUGCUGGGCGCCGAGCUGACGGGACAGCUUCCCUUCAGACAGGUCCUCCUUCACUCCAUGGUGAGAGACAAGCACGGCAGGAAGAUGAGUAAAUCUCUGGGAAACGUCAUCGACCCGUUAGAUGUCAUUCAUGGAGUCUCUCUGGAGAGACUUGAAGAAAAGAUAAACGAGGGGAACCUGGACCCCAGGGAGCGGUUGGUUGCCAUGGAGGCACAGAGGAGGGACUUCCCCGGGGGGAUCCCUCAGUGUGGGACCGACGCUCUGAGGUUCGCUCUGUGCUCUUACAGGAUGCAAGGUGAAGCCAUCAGCCUGUCGGUGUCUCAGGUGCUGAGCUGCAGACAUUUCUGUAACAAGAUGUGGCAGACUCUGAGGUUCACACUGGGAGUGCUGGAGAACAACACAACACCAGUGGGAACACUGGAGGAGACGUCUCCUGUGAGCAGCGUGGACCGGUGGAUCUGCUCACGGCUCUACAGCACCGUGCUGCAGGUGGAGCAGGCGUUUGAAGCGUACGAGCUGCACACGGUCACGUCUGCGCUGCACUCCUUCUGGCUCCACAGCCUGUGUGACGUCUACAUGGAGUGUGUGAAGCCUCUGCUGGCUCAGCAGGGUGGGGGGAGUCAGGGGGAGGACAGGGUGAGGGCGAAGCAGGCGGCGGUCAGCGUCCUGUAUCACUGUGUGUCCUCCUCUCUGGCCUUGCUGUCCCCCUUCAUGCCCUUCAUCACCGAGGAGCUGUGGCAGAGACUGCAGCCGUUCAGGGGCGGAGCUUCAGCUCAGAGCAGCCUGAGUCUGCAGACGUACCCCCGAUCAGAGCAGCUGGCUCACUGGGUUUUCCCUGAAGAGGAAAGGGAUUUCAUGAUGGUGCAGGAAGUGAUCAGAGAGGCGCGUUCACUGCGAGCACAGUGUGGACUGACCAAAGAGAAACCAGACAUGUGGGCUGUGUGUUCACCCAGCCAGGCUCAGGUCCUCCUCCACUUUGAGUCAGCUGUUCAGACUUUGAGCCGGAUCUCCAGCCUCCAUAUUUACUGUCCUGGUUACACAGAUGACCCCUCCCUCUCCGCCAGCGCCGCCCCCCCACCUGCAGGCAGCCUGGUCGGCGUGGUGGACCACACCUGUCAGCUACACCUGCAUGUCCAGAGUGGAGUGAACAUUGACAAACAGACGCUGCAGCUCUCUCAGCGCAGAGACAAACUCAUCCUGAAGCUGGAGGAGAUCCUGAACAGAGUCCGGUCUCCAGACUACCAGACCAAAGUCCCCGCUCACGUCAGACUGCUGAUGCAGACGAAGGUGUCGGCCCUGCAGCAGGAGUUGAAGACGUUAGAGGAGCAGCUCAGAGUCCUGCAGGAGACGCAGAGAACAAAAAACCGCAGCUGAUUGAUGUUCCAGUCUCUGUGAGAACUGCUGGACAUCACAUGAGUUAUUCAUACUGUUAUCCGAGCUGCGGGUCUCCACACUGCUUCGAGGAAGGAGACAUUGUACAAUAUGAUCAUAAAUAAUAACGUUAGAAGAAAGCUGUCAAACUGUCAUACUGCAGUAGACACCUGUAGGGGAGGCUGCGGAGGUCUGCAGGUAUCCAUGGACGCGGACUACAGACGUCAUGAUGGGAGUUUGUUCUCUUUAACAGAAAGCAUCUGUGGAGGCUGCUGAGAGUGCCAUCCGUUGUGUUUACAGUCCUUCAUAUCCAUGUUGUUCAUGUCUUUAAAUCUGUUGUUGGGAAAACAGAAUCAGGGCUCAUCAUAUCGGACUGAUAAACUGUAAAUAUAGUCCUGGUUAUGUGGAGAAAAAUCCUCUGUGUGUUUCUGUUGUUUCCUGAACAUGACUGUGUGAACACGGAGCGUCAACAUGGAACCAAAUCAUCAUUAUUCAUUAUUUUCUAAGGUGAUUAAAGACAACGGUGGGUCAUAUUCA